Messenger RNA from Neurospora crassa OR74A, 3014 nucleotides. RefSeq names its product threonyl-tRNA synthetase. The coding region runs from base 221 to 2587 and encodes 788 amino acids. Gene Ontology annotation, cellular component: cytoplasm. Lineage: Eukaryota; Fungi; Ascomycota; Sordariomycetes; Sordariales; Sordariaceae. The record is from RefSeq and is a predicted model, not a curated record. Gene Ontology annotation, molecular function: threonine-tRNA ligase activity; ATP binding. The transcript is spliced from 4 exons. Gene Ontology annotation, biological process: threonyl-tRNA aminoacylation.
UACGCUUUGAAGCACCCCACUUUUGCCCUUAACUGAUCUGGACCGCGGGGUAAAAGUGUCCCAAAAUUUCCCCUUGCGGUCGGUGUCUUUGCGCCGCCUUCGUUCGUUCCGUUCCUCGUCGGUCCAGACGUCCCCUUCUGUGCUGCUAUCGUGUCGUGUCAAGAGAACCCUUCAAUCGCAACCGAACACCCCCUCCGACGUUCUGUCGACACAUUUCAACAUGGAGCAGGUUACCGAAAAAGUUACCGAGACCCUCAAGAAGGUCGCCAUUGGCGGCGACAAGCCCCAGAAGGAGAAGAAGCAGAAGAAGGAGAAGGGUGCCCCCGCCGCUGGCGGCGAUGCCGGCCCUCUUGAGAUGAACCCUCCUCCUGCCUUUAUCCAGGAGCGUCUCGACCUGUUCGACAAGCUUUACAAGGAGCAGCAGGAGGAGCUGGCCAAGCGCCCCCGCGAUGACAUCCUCAUCACCAUGCCCGACGGCACCACCAAGACCGGCAAGGCCUACGAGACCACCCCCGCCGAGAUCGCAAAGGGCAUUUCCAACAGCCUCUUCAAGCGCACCGUUGUCGCCAGAAUCGACGGAGAGACACUAUGGGAUCUGGAGCGUCCUCUCGAGAAGAGCUGCAAACUAGAACUCCUCGACUUCAACGAUGAUCAGGGCAAGUUCGUUUUCUGGCACUCGAGUGCCCACAUCCUCGGCGAGGCCUGCGAGCGCAGAUUCGGCUGCUCUCUGUGCAUUGGCCCCCCCGUCGACAACGGCUUCUACUACGAAAUGGCUCUUCCCGGCGGUGCCGCUGUCCAGUCUAGCGACUGGGCACCCCUCGAGAACAUCGUCACCAAGAUCGUCAAGGAGAAGCAGCCUUUCCAGAGACUGGAGAUGAGCAAGGAGGAUCUGCUCAAGAUGUUCGCCUACAACCCAUACAAGCAACACAUCAUCAAGGACAAGAUCCCCGACGGCACCAGAACCACUGUCUACCGUAACGGGCCCCUUAUCGAUCUCUGCCGUGGUCCUCACGUCCCCGACACCAGCAGGAUCGAGGCUUUCGCCAUCAUGAAGAACUCCUCUUCCUACUUCCUUGGUGACGCCAACAACGACUCCCUCCAGCGUAUCUAUGGUGUCUCGUUCCCCGACAAGAAGCAGAUGGCCGCUCACAAGAAGUUCCUUGAGGAAGCUGCCAAGCGCGAUCACCGCCUCAUUGGCAAGCAGCAGGAGCUUUUCUACUUCGAGGAGUGCUCGCCCGGCUCUGCCAUGUGGCUGCCCCACGGCAUGCGCAUCAACAACGCCAUCAUGGAAUACAUCAAGGAGGAGUACUGGAAGCGCGGUUACGACGAGGUCAUGACUCCCAACAUGUUCAACGUCGCUCUUUGGGAGCAGUCCGGUCACUUGGCUCACUACAAGGAUGACAUGUUUAUUCUCGACGUUGACAAGGAGCAGUUUGGUCUGAAGCCCAUGAACUGCCCUGCUCACGCCAUGAUGUUCCGUCACCGUGACCGCAGCCACAAGGAGCUUCCCCUCAGGCUUGCUGAUUUCGGUGUGCUCCACAGAAACGAGGCCAGUGGUGCUCUCUCUGGCCUUACCCGUGUGCGCAGAUUCCAGCAGGAUGACGCUCAUAUCUUCUGCCGUGAGGAUCAGAUCAAGGCCGAGGUUGCCGACCUCUUCGACUUCAUGAAGUCCUUCUACGGCAUGCUUGGCCUCACCUUCAAGCUGAAGCUCUCUACCCGCCCUGAGAAGUACAUGGGUGAGAUUGAGACCUGGGACCGCGCCGAGGCUCGUCUCAAGGAGGCUCUCAACGAGUUCGUCGCUGCUACUGGAGGCACCUGGGAGCUGAACGAGGGCGAUGGUGCCUUCUACGGCCCCAAGAUCGAUAUCGCUGUUUUGGACUGCCUCAACCGCCCCUGGCAGUGCGCCACCAUCCAGCUCGACUUCCAGCAGCCCAUCAACUUCUCUCUCGAGUACAUGACCGCUGAUGCCCAGGCCAAGCAGGAUGAGGACAAGGCUGCCUCCAAGGCUGCUAAGCCUGAAGCUCCCAAGGAGGAGGAAGAGGCUCCCAAGGAGGGCGAGGAGAAGAAGAAGAAGGCUCUUCUUGUCAAGAAGCCCCUUACUGCCGGCUGCGCCCGCCCCGUCAUGAUUCACCGUGCCAUGGCUGGUUCCAUCGAGCGCUUCACUGCCAUUCUUGCCGAGCACUUCGCCGGCAAGUGGCCUUUCUGGAUGUCGCCCCGCCAGGUCAUGGUCAUUCCCGUUGGCAUGGGCUUCCUUGAUUACGCCAAGGAGGUUGCCUUGACCCUCAAGAAGGAGAAGAUCCACGUCGAUGUCGAUAGCAGUGGCAACACCCUCCAGAAGAAGAUUCGUUCUGCCCAGCUUGCCCAAUACAACUUCAUCUUUGUCGUCGGCGACGACGAGAAGACCAACCGCAAGGUCAACAUCCGUUACCGUGACGACACCUCCACCCAGGCCCGUGACGUGCCCUACUCUCUCGAGGAGGCCGUCGAGAAGCUUCGCGCGCUCAAGGCCGAUCGCGGCAUGUACAACCCUUUCCCUGCCCAUAACCCCAAGAAGGAGGAGGCUACCAAGGAGGAGGUCAAGGCUUAAAGCUCCAGCUCAACUUAGGGAGUACAUGAAGCAAAAGAAAUAACAAACUCAAAUUUAAAAGUUCAUGUUGGCAGCAAGGGGGCGGCGUAGGCAGGAGUAUGGGUUAUAGUCAUCUAGCAUAUGCUUGUUACAGAACGGUAGAGAAAGAGGCGAAUAUUUUUGUUAAAUCUUAUACUAAGGAGCCUUUGAUAUUCUUUGGAAAUGGUUUGGUGGUCUGUCGCUCGGGCGCACUGGUGCUUCUGCAUAGACCUAAACACUGCAUAUCAGAAGAAAUGAUUUCGCGUAGACAGGAUACGGACAAGAAGGCGAAGACGGGAAAAAGAGAGAGGGUAUUUGUAUUCUAAAAUGGAAAAGCGUGUACACACUCGCACUACACAAUGCAGCCAACCGGAUAGUGACCAGAAAGGAAAAUGGCAGGAAAAAAAAG